CACUUUUCUUCUGUUUCUUUCUCAUCUCAGGUAGUUUGGCAGUGGAGUAUACCUGGGAUACACGAUGCAGAAGCCGUGAUGCGGAAGGAGCCUUCCUGAUAUGUGGGACCCUCUAUGUGGUCUACAACACACGCUAUGGAGGUCGCUCCACCAUACAGUGUCUCUAUGACAUUCAUGACAUCAUCCACAGUGAUGAGAGCCCUGUCAUGUUCUUCCCAAAGCGCUACACCAGCCACAGCAGCAUCCACUACCACCCUGGAGACAAACAGCUGUAUGCCUGGGACGACGGCUACCAGACAAUAUACAAAGUGGAGACGCGCAGAAAUGAACAAGUCACUUAAGAAUGAAGAUGAUCAACAUCUUUCAAAAACAUGUGUUAUCACUAACCAGAUGUAGGAAAAAAGACGAUUGAAUAGUAGCUUAUAUCUACUUUUUUAUAGUUAUCUUUAGCUGGCAAUAGAAGCUAACUUUAUCAAUAGUAAUUGUUAAAGACUGUGUCCAACAAAAGGCAUUUUUUACAUAGGCUUUAUAUUUUGUAUUACCACAAUAAAGAACAUUGAAGUUU
Notothenia coriiceps (black rockcod) is the source of this 565-nucleotide messenger RNA. RefSeq names its product olfactomedin-like protein 3B. The record is from RefSeq and is a predicted model, not a curated record. Gene Ontology annotation, biological process: signal transduction. NCBI's taxonomy places the organism in Eukaryota, Metazoa, Chordata, Actinopteri, Perciformes, Nototheniidae. The annotation marks the transcript as partial. The transcript is spliced from 2 exons.